Molecule: messenger RNA, 4489 nt
Organism: Linum trigynum
Lineage: Eukaryota; Viridiplantae; Streptophyta; Magnoliopsida; Malpighiales; Linaceae
Source: the annotation of a GenBank genome assembly
UCAUGUUGGUACGCUAAAAUUGGAUUAUCCUCUGUUGGGAUAGGAUAAUAGGCCGGAAAGUGGGAAAAGGAGAAGCCCAACCAAAAUGGUAGAGAAAAGGGGCACAUCGAGCCCAACAACAGUUCAAUGCCUUCCGAAUCGAAAGACGCUAGUUAUAGUUCGCGGCGUUUCACCCAAAAGAGGAAUAGUUCACGGCGAGGAGGAGAGAUAGAGAGAAGGAAAAGCCUCGGAGACAGAGAGAGAGAGAGUGAGCUGCGCGCCGCUGCACCUUUUACCCGUCGUUUUGAAGGGUUUUCUUCGUUUUGCGCUGAAAGGGCACCCAGUGGUGGGAAACGAGUCAAUUCGGCGGGGUGAAGAAGAUUCAACGAAGCCAAAGCCAAAUUCUGAAGGAUCCUCCGUCGUCGUUUCAGCUCAGGUUCGUAGAAAUUCCGUCCCUCUGCUUCUCCGCCCCGUUUUUGCCUCUUUUGUGUCGAUUCAUUGCUCCGCUCGCCGCAGCUAUGGCCGGCGAACGUCGACCCGUAAAUUCCAUGGCCGCCGGUGCAGGAAGCGUUAUGGACGGUGUAGGGAUUGUAAGGUUGCAGGAAUUUCUUGGUGGAUUUUACCCCGUAUCAGAUUCGUCUGUCAAUUCUCCUUGCAUGUUGAUUCCGUUUUUUUUUUGUUUCUAAUUUAAUUUUAGGAGGUAUUGCGUUUUUGCUUUUGUGCGUGUAAUGUUUUUCGGGAGCUGCCCAGAUGAGAUUGGCUUGAGAAAGGGGUGAAAUUGUGUGUAAAGCUGCAACCUUUGGUUUUAGUUUCUAGGUUAAACGCUUGCAUGCGGAAGUAUGUACCUUUUGAUGCUCGGUUAUGGGGUUUCGAGCCCAAUGCUAAUUUUCUUUUACUACUCCUUUAGUUCUUAAGUUAGUAACUAGAGUAAUUUCGGUUACAUUUGGGUUCUAUAAGGAUCCUGUCAAUAACUUUGCAUGCUGUAGAAUGGCACUUUAUGUUUUGGUUCUAUGCGUUAACUCUUGGAGUGCUUUUGUUUGUUAUGAACAGUAAAUGGACGUCAGUCCUGGACCAGUUGAUGUCUCUGUGCUUUAUGAACAAGACAAGCAUGUUUCUGCUGCUGUAUGGGAAGGCCAGGAGCGAGGUGCCCUUAGAUGCCAUGAACAUACAUCAAAGUUGGGGGAAUGGAGCCUGACUCCAAGACAGAUAGAGUUAGUAGAGAAAUCAGGAUUCGGAUUCUUGAGAAAGAUUCCAGCCAUUAGUCUAGACAACCCUCUAAUCUCAGCCUUAGUCGAGAGGUGGCGAAAGGAAACAAACACCUUCCACUUCACUGUUGGUGAAAUGACGGUGACACUUCAGGAUGUGGCGUUGUUGCUUGGUCUUGCUAUCGACGGGAAGCCGGUUAUAGGCAUCACACACACAACCUGUGCAGCGGUUUGUGAGAAGCUUCUAGGGAAAGCCCCGGAUUCUAAUUACGCUAGUGGUGGGAUGGUGAAGCUGAGUUGGCUGAAGGAGUACUUCUCUCACUGUACUAAAGAUUCACCUAAGGAAGAGGUUGAACAAUGCACUCGUGCUUAUCUUCUGUACCUGGUAGGGAGCACAAUUUUCUCGACCACCACGGGUAAUAAAGUUCCAGUUAUGUACCUCCCGUUGUUUGAUAACUUUGAAGAAUGUGGGACGUAUGCUUGGGGGGCUGCAGCAUUGGCUUUCUUGUACCGGGCGCUUGGUAAUGCGUGUGUUAAGUCCCAAAGUACUAUUUGUGGAUGCCUCACACUUCUACAGUGCUGGAGUUACUUUCAUCUCGAUAUUGGGCGUCCAAAGCUCAACCGGGAUCCUAUCCACGAUAGCUUUCCGUUCGUACUGAGGUGGAAAGGAAAGCAAAGUGGACCGACAACAAACCGCGAUGUGGUCUUUUAUAGGAAGGCAUUGGAUUCAUUGAAACCAACUGAUGUAAAUUGGCUUCCGUACAAGGAUAUGGACACUACAGGAAUACCAGAACCGAUCAAAGACACUUUGAUUCUAGGGAGAUCGAAAACAAUGCUCAUAUGCUUCGACAAGGCUGAGAGACACCUACCUGAUCGUUGCCUAAGGCAGUACGGCAUGUUUCAACCGGUCCCAGAAGAUGUUCCGCGAUGGGUGAGAAAGAGUCGGGGAGUCGAUGGUGGGGUAGACUUGUCUGGGAAAAUGGAGUCUGAGCUCAAUGAAUGGGCCAGUCGUCAUCUCCAUAUCGUGGAGGGCAGUGAUGCCAUAAUGGACGAUGAGACCGUGUAUAUGGAAUGGUACUUGAGAAUAACCCGGAAAGUGGUUGGAAGACCUAUAUCGCUGUCGACUGAGUUCCAGAGAACGAUUGCUGGGCUGAGAGAGAUUGCUUAUUUAGCAGAUUCGUUUUCGACGAAAGGGUUAGAUGGGCAACAGUUUGAGUCCAUUUCAAGGAUCAGAUAUAUAGCACAGGACUGUUUGAGGGAUCAGUCAGGAAAUCCAGCUUCUACUGCUGUAGCAGUUGACAUCACGCCAGUUGAGCUUGGGAAAAGGAUAAGGGGAAAGGAGAGAGUAAGAAGAAAGGGCAGUGGGAAGAGGCGGAGAAAAGAUGAACUUGUGGAAGAGUAUCAGGAAGGAAGUGAGGAUGAACCGUCUCAGUUCUAUGGUGGAGUUGUAGAGGUUGAUCCAUUACAUGGUAUCCCUACGGUUUCGGCGAUGGAUGUCGAUGCUCAUAUUCUAUCUCAUUUUUCUGGCGACGGUGAAAAUGCCGAGAUUCUUUAUGAUGGACAGCUCUUUGAUGGAACUAGUGACUUUAAGGAGCCUCGGAAUACUGAUGGAUUAACUAAUCAUGUUAUCAAUCAUAAGCUUGAUAUUCCAACUGAGAAGUUGAAUGACGAGGUUUCUGAUUCUCAGCUAUUUGAUGGAGCAACUGAGAGUGAUAAUCUAAAUAAUGAGAUCCAUGAUGCUGUUGAUGAGGUUGGCGUCCCAAAGCUGAUUAAUGCAUGUAUUGUAUCUAGUGAUGAGCAGCUUCCUCAUGCAACUGCUGGAAUGACUAGUGUCUCGAAGCCUCUUGAUGUAAGCAAUGAAAUGGAGCUUGCUGAUACAAUUACUGUGGUGAAUGAUGGGGAAAAACUUGCAGCAGAAGAAACUAGUUUGGAUACUGAGUCUCAACUUCCUAAUGCUGCUGAAGUGGCUGGUGAGUUGCAGCUUACUAGAGAUGCAGAAAUUUUGCAUCCUUCUGAUGUAAAAACCGAGAUGGAUCACUCUCAGGCAUCUGAUCCAACUAAUGGAGGGAAAAAGGUGGAAAACUCCCAUAUUUAUGAAUGUCCACAUCUUUCUGACAGUAAGGGAGAGAAUGGCUCACAGAAUAAUACAAGUGAAGAUGAAAAGGAUUCUCAGCGUCCAGAUGAGGACAGGAAUGAAUCGACACUACCACAUAUUGCUGACGUUAUUGAUCCUUCAACUACCAACGGUGCGGCAGAGGAUGUGCCUACAUCAUCCCCUGGAACUGUUGCAACAUAACUGGGGUUUGAUGGUAUGGAGCUAUCAUUCUAUGUACAGUCAUAUGGUAAGAAGCACUUUGACCACUUUAUUGUUGUUAAUUACGUACCCGUGGUCUCUUCUGUAUGUUUGUGUACCAAGUUGGUUACAAAUACAUUUGCUUCUUUUCUGCAACAGGCUUCUCCGGUACAUCUAGUUGAUGCUCGAAAGUUCUGGCACGUCAGCAUUAUAAUAAGGGUUCCAUUGGGGAUGCUGAAGUCUGAGAGAUGCUCGCUCGUAGUUUGGGUUGCAUUCAGUAUUUUUUGUGUUUGUCUUCAGAAUAGAUCUUUUGCAGAUGUUAAGGUUUGUAUGAGUCAGCUAUUUGCAUUUCUAGAUUAGGCAGUUAGUUGUUGAAUUCUGAAUGCACUGGAUAUCGUUUGCAAUCGAGUUCUUUAGCAACAUGGUUGCAAUCUUGCCAUGCUUAUUACUAUUGUUGUUUGGCAAGAGUAGUUUGCUUCAAGCACGAGGAAAGAAUGUUUCUUGACAACGUAGGCAGUUGGAAGAAUUGAGUACAUGAGAUUUGAUGGUUGAUAUUGUUCUCAGACCAGGCCUUUUAGUUUAAACUUCAUCUUCCAUUUCGCUUUAUAUGUAGCUUUUUGUUUGAUUACAUCAUUCACAGGUCUCAAAGACUACUUUGCUUACAGUACAUUGCUGCUUUUUCGCUUUGAUCUUCUACUUCCAUUUCACUCCUUCUAAGUCGAGAAUCUCCGUGCAAGACAUGAAAGAUAGAGACUAGAUACUCCUGCUGAUGAUCAGAAGCUCCUAGACCAUGGCAGCGAACUCUGACAGUGAGGGCGACUAAGCUUUCGUCCCAACUCUGUAGCUCAACCCGGUUUAAGUAGAGGUCAAACCGUUCACAUAGGUUCCCCACGGAGUGGUCCUCUGUAGGGCGGCGGGUAAACAGUUAUUUUGUUAGUGGUGUAACUGAUAACCGAACUGAAAUCGGUGGUUAACUGUUACACCGAUAACCUAAUAAACAGUAAACGUUCAG